CACCGACACGAUGGUCAUGCAAACGCGUUAACGAAAAAUAUAACAACACAAAUAAUAUACAAAAUUUAAAUAAAUAAACAAAUAAACACACUAAAAUAUGCACUAAAGCACUAGCUAAACCAACGAACUGUAAAUAGUUGUGUAAAUAAAUAAGAAAAACAUAAGAAACCUUGAAAUACAAAAAAGACCGCUCAAGUUCCUAUACAUUGAGCUGGACAAUUGUGUUUGAAAAUAUUUGUUUGAUCGAUUUUGUGUGUGUGAAACACCUUGUGAAGGCAUUCGUAAAACCAAUUGCCAUAGCAAGUAAAGUGUGUUAAACAACGAAAACACCCUCUGAAAAUUUAUAUACUACCCCCUAUUCGAUCGGGUUAGGGUUAACCUACCACAAGAAGAGAGAGUUUAUAGUACUUCCCUUUACAAGUUUUGUGUUUUAACGUGCUGCUGACUAAUUGCCUUUAUAUAGCCCGACUAUAUAAAACUGUACAAUAAGGACAACGGCCAACACUCUUUUGAUUUCAACGCCUCAGUUAAAGCUGGAAAUUGCUUCGCGCUCAAGUGAAGUUCUAAAUGUUCGCAGCGAAAACGUUUUUCAAUUAAUUUCCAUUUGAGAACGUUCGUUUCUUUUCGGUUUCUAAUUGAACACAAUUGCACCAGAGCCAUAAAAAGUGAACUGCAUUCCAAGUAGAGCAAGACAGUAACAACUUCAUCAUCAACAUAUCGUCAGAUGCUGCAUAAUUAGCAUUCGUUUGUGUGGAGCAACGAAAAAAACAAAAAAAAAAAGAAGCGGAAAAUGUAUCUCAUACAGACUGUUCAGACCACUUGGCGGCCACAGUUGCCAUUGCCCAGGGAGCUUCAAUUGACCAAUGACCGGAACAGCGCCGAUGACCACGACUCGAAGGUGAUCACAACCACUACGACCACAGCGGACAUCCAUUAUCACAAUCAGGAGGAUCAUCAGGAGGAGGAUUUGGAGGACAUGGAUCGGCUAAGGGGCAAUCACAGCAUUGGAGGAUCCUCACAGCAGCUCUCGGGCAAACAGAAAUGGUCCUUUGGCAGACUUUUCCGGAAAAAGAAGGAGGCGGAGAGUGCUUCGUCGAGUGAGGAGGAUCGCAAGGCCGGGUUUGUGCCCGCCCAGCGUCAAUUGGCUGGCAAACCAAAGGGAAAACAUGUCAAGAACUCAAGGGGUAGCAGCAAAUUCGAUCAUAUAGUGAGCCCGCGACAAGAGCAGGCUCCACCGCAUCCACCGCAUCCUCCUCAACCGCAAAUCGACAAUGAGUUCUUUUUGCCCUUGGAGAAUAUACAACCCCCCGAACCAUAUUACCAAAAUCAACCGGGCUACUAUCAGCGUUCUAGUAACUCUUUGGACAGGAGAUUACUGCUUCAACAGCCAACUGGCCUGCAGGGAAAUGGUUACCAACAGCAUAAAUCUCGCUCGGGGCAAAGGGGACCCAAGGCACCGGGAGCUCACUCCAGCGAAGAGGAACUGAUAUCGCUGAACUCCUCCACAUUCUCCAAAUACCGCAGUGAUGAGAGCAUACACUUGGGCUCCGCCGCUGGACAAAGUCGACGCAGUCGAGCGGCUCGCAAUGAGCGUUACUACAAGAGAUUAUCCCGCGAUGGCGAGCCAAGUCAUGGUGGAGCUCCAGUUGUUAACCAGCAACAGCAGCAGCAGCAGCAGCAGCAGCAACAGCAUCGUUACAAAACCCAGCCACUGCCUUUAUCCAUCUACCAGCCAACAAAUACCUCCCAUAGCUAUGUCCAAUGGCAGCCGCAGCCGCAAAAAAACCUGCAGAAUGCCAUGCAAAACGAUGGCAAGCGAAGCAUAAGCUACGACAGUCACAUACACCUGCAGAAUAUGAAUGGCAGGAUGCAGAGCAAGCCAUUGCCACCACCACCACCGCCCAGGGAUCCCCUGAGAAGAGUGCAUGUGGGUCAGCAAAUGGGCUCCAGCUCCGGGGAUCUGCGACCCGUGUCCUAUGCCUUCGAUCACAAUAGUCGCUGUGCCUCGGAUGAUCGCAUUUGGCAGCCACCGCAUUACCAAUCGGUGCACUCACUCAACUCCCAGCCAAGUUCCUCGAUAGUCAGUGCUCCGGUGAGCCAGCAGCAGCCGCAUCACAGGAGAUUCAUAACGAGAUCGGAGCGGAAUGCCCAUCCUGGCAAGCAAUCCCUGCCCAACGGCAUUGAUUUUCACUAUGUGGCAGAUGCAACUCCGCGCUCCCGGAAGCCCAUACACAUGAUGGAUGCGGGCACGGGCAGGCUGGAUAACAGUGGGGUGCCCCCAUCCAGUGGCAUACUGAGAACCUCCAAGAGUGGCCUACCCAAUCCACCGCCCCAGCAGCAGCAGCAGCCACCUUUGACCAAACCCCGAUCGUUUUCCAGCUCGCGUUUGAGUGAACUGCGCACCUAUCCCAUGCCCAUGUACUCCGAAGUGCAAAAGCCAAAGAGGAAUCCGAAUCCCUCACCCAAUCAGGACAACAUAGUGUGUGGCAGUCUGCACAUUAAGCCCACUCAAGAGCAUGGCAAUCAGAACUAUGUGGAGAUCCGCCAUCGGGAUGUGCACAAGACCAACUCAAUGCCGCAUCAUUAUCAGAGCAGGCGUUCUGGCGAGGAUUUGCCCAAUAAGUACGAGGAGUAUGUGGCGGAGAAGCGGGAGCAACAUCAGCAGGCACCAGCUCCGGUUUAUCCAGAACGCAAAGUGGUGGAGCCACCGCCACCGGUUUACUUUCCACGCAAGAAGCCAGCCAAUUUGGAGGAGGCCAUCAACGAACUGGAGGCCAUAUACAAAUCGCUGGGACUGACAGAACCAGCCGAAAGCAAAAGGGAACCACCACCCAAGCUGGAUGUCAUAACCAAAAUGCGAGUGCCAACGCCCAGUGACUUUGAAAAGUUUGCCCUGGCGCAUGCGGAUGAUUAUGAGGAUGAGGAUUCACCCACCGGCGAACCUGAUCCAGUGCGAGAUGAUGUGGCCUUUAGGAACCUGCAGUUGGCCAAUCUGCAGCAUCGUAGCUCGGAGAAACAGCCACCGUUUGGCAUCCCAGUGGGUCCAAUUGUGCCCGCGCCCCAGUCCGAUUAUCUUCAUGUGGAGCCAGUGAGGGUGAAGAAGAAGACGGGCUCUCCUGACAUCAUUAAAGAUGAUCUGGCUGUGCGUUCCCUGCGCAAAGAUCCUCCAGGACCCAAAUCCAGUUUCAUCUAUCCCAUGCAAAAGAAGCAAAGAGCCACGCGCACCCAAUCGGCCAACAUUUACAACCUGAUACACCGAGAUGCGGCCAAACCUUCGGGUGGAGAUCUCAAUAGCUAUAUGGAGUUGACCCGGAAUCUGGAGAGAGCUGGCAGCAUGUCCAAUUUGCAGGGUGAACAGGGCAGUGAUACCAAUGAUGUGCCUGCUACGCUGGAUCUUCUGCGCAAGCUAAAGGCACAGGAUGAGGAACUGGCUGUGGCCAGGAAAUCCCAUCAUCCCAUACCCUUUAGGCAUCCCAGUCAGGGUGGAGCCAUUUCCCAACUCCCCGAGCGUCUGAACAAAGAGGAGGCACCCAGAACAGCUCCGGUGCCAGCUCCCCGCAAGAGUCUCACCCCAGAACCCUUGAUGGACGAUGCUCUCAACAAGAUUGCCCAGGAUGCCCAGGCCAGCAGCAUUAAACUGAGCCAGGAACUCCAUGAACUUCGCCGGGAGGCUUUGAUCACAGCCGCCAGACCCAAAUUGAAUGCGGAACAGCAAAGAUUGGAGGAUGAACUGCAGCAGAUUGAGGCUGUUUCCGAGGCGGCCAAGCGUUGUGGGCAAAUGCUGCUCGAAACUCUGCCAGAUGCGGGUCACGAGGAACCGGAAACCCAAGAGAAACCCCUAAGAAAGCUACACAAAGAGGGCAAACUCAUACGAGCCAUUGACGAGGUGUCCGAGGCAGCCAAUGCAGUGUGCGAGAAGAUCCUUAAGGAUAUUGUGACAACCGAACCACCAGUCAUUGUACACGAGGCCCUCCAGGUUAAGCAGACCAUAAAGACCGGAGCCGGGGGAGAACAACUGGUGAUGCCGCAUCUCAUCAAGAAACUAGAUCCCAUACAAUCCGACAAAAUAGAGCAUAUAGCCAGGCGCUGCAUGAGACAACUAAGCGAACUGGCCAACCAACCGGACUAUGAUAACCUGGAUGCCACCUGUAAUAUAAACAGCAGCAAAGCAGCGGGUGAUGCCACUCUCGUUUGUUCCGUUCCAGAGAUCAAAGCUAAUCCCGGCCAGACGCUCGAGGAGAUCGACAAGAUUAUGCAGGAGUGCGAGCGUCAGGCGAAAAGCAGCAGCUCAACCAAUACCACCGAUGAUCAGCGCACCACCGCCCCCAGUUUGACGAGUGGGAGUGGCAGUGCCAGUGGCAGCGGCGGCGGAGGAGGCAGUUUCCCACCCAAUGUGAGCACCACCGCCAGUUCGUUCAGUUCGAGCAGCGAUUGUCUGGCCAAGUCGUCGAGUCCGUCGCGUGGCAGUCGUCCACUGUCCUCGAGCAUCACCUCCUUCAAUCCGUACUCCUCCAGCGAUUACAUCAAAUCGCAGAGCAGCGAUUGCCAUGCACCCAGCACCGAUCCGAUCAAGACAUUUAGCACCACCUCGUACGAGGGUCAGUCCACACCGCAGAGCACGACCAUAAGCACGAUCAGCAAUACACUGAGUAGCACAACUAAUCCGAGUGUGGAUGUGGAGUCCAGGCCAACCGAUUGCUCGGGCUCAUCACCACCACCGCUGCAGCUGACACCAGUGGGUGAGCGGCGGAGGAAGAGGGGAGCCUCUUGCUCCUCCUCCUCCUCGACGUCCUCGCCGUCGCAGUACAACUCCAGUGAGGAGCUGGCUGCCAUUUUUGGCAUCGAAGAGCAGCCGAAACAUCAUCGCAGCCGGUUGACAGAAACCAUUGCGGCCUCAAGUGACUUAUCCACAGCACCUGCCACUGCCAAAAAAACUAGCUGCCAGCCAACUGAGUCACAGAAACUGCAAACACAGAAGCAACCAAAGCAGCAGACGACCACCAAUUCGGAGGAUUCCAGUUCUCAGAAGAGUGGUUAUCGUGGUCAGCAUCCGCACUUUCAUCACCACACCACGCCGGCUUAUUACACGGAUCUUCAGCUGAAAAUACACACCCCGAAUGCAUCGGAUGUGGGGGCCUUGAAUGAGAACUAUCGCAGUGUUUAUAGCACACCAAGUACACAGUUGGUGGAGCAGCGUUCGUUUCCCAAGAGCUCCACGGCCACCAAGGAUCCACCAUUGGCCAUAAGCAAUACCCAUCUUCAGGCUAGGGGAACAUUUUUUCGUGGCGACUCUGCGUCCAGCGACAAUCACACAAGAUUGCUACGCCGGAAUCAGAAUCCGAAUCAGCUGAGAACCGGCAGCGAGGGACGCUACUUCAGAUACUCUCAGGGAUCUGUGAGCCCUACCAAAGGUGAACUGAAUACGAACAGCCGAGAAGGUGUUAGUCACUCCCCCAUCACAUCUACCAGCACCACCACCACCACCAUCAGUAGUAGUUGUAACCCACCUGUAGAACAGGCUAGUCCAUCACCAACACCCGUAGUGAAUCCCAGCGGAUCCGGAUCCGUAUCCGGUCGGAAUAGCCGGCACAAGCAGCGUUUCCAGAGUCGUUCCAAAAGAGCGGUGCGCGUGCGCAGUGAAUCGCGACCCAUCAGCGCUCUCUACGACAUAAUAUGCAAGGAGAAGAAUCUGCAGAACAGCAGCAGCAGCAGCAGCAACGAGGAGCUCAAGGAUCAAAGGGAUCUGAAGGAUCAGCAGCAACCUAAGCCGCCAACAACCGACAAGCUGGCGACGUUUUGGCCCCUCCACCAUCACUACCUCAAUCCCCCGAUGAGCGGCGGCAAUUCGGGCGGCACUGGCAGCAAUCCCAAGCAGCAACAUCAUCUUGUCACAGGAGCAACCAAGGAGUUGCCUGCGGGCAGCAGCAACAGCAGCAGCAGCAGCACCGAUGAUGAUGAGGGAUCACUGCGAGCGCUGCACUCCAGUCGCAAGGUCACCAAUUUGAGUGCCAAGGCCACUUCACUGCCACCGGAAGAUGGAGGAGCAGCAGCAGCAGCAGCCGCCUCGCAUGACCUCUCACCAGCCACCUCCCAUCGACUGAAUCUUCGACUGGCUAAGAGUUUGGAACCCUCAUCGCGUAGCAUACCAUCUGCAUCGCAGAGUGUCCAGAACUACGAUGCUGGCGAGCCCGUGAACACAGAGCGUUUGUUCGUGGAACCACCUAAAAUACCACUAUCGGCCAUUGUGAAUACCCUGUACGAUCAUGAUCUGGAUAUCGAAGACUGCGAUAGUACCACCCAAUUUGAUCAGGGUGAUGUCUACGACACUUUGGAGCGCUGGAGCCGGGAGCUCAGCUCGGGAACGCAGCUAGUGAAUGGGGAAAAUGGCCACCACCAUCAUGACCACCAGCACCACCACUAUUCAGAUCCCGAAGCAGACCACCAAGAACAACCACCCGAUCAUCUCGAGCAUGCACAUCAAUCAUUGCCAGUAGAACCCAAGUCUCAUCAUCAUCAGGCCACCAAUGCGCGCAGAUUCAUAACGCGCACCACGCGCUCUGCCAGUCGCCAAAGUUCCGCCGGACACUCUCCGCCGCCGCCAAAAUUGCAUCAUAGUGGGCGGGACGACUCCUCCAGCUCCAGUUCACCAUCGCCCAGUCGGAGAAGGAAUCGACCACCUGGUGAUCCCCCAUCCUCCUCGGCCAAUGGCAAUAGCUCCGCUUAUGAGACGGCAGCCACCACUGUGAUGACCCACGACCAGCAGCGACAUCCUCCUCCAGUUGAAGUUCCUAAGGCUCUAACCAUCGACAAACAACAGCCGCCAGAAGAAUCCUGCCCCACUGCAUCUGCCAUUUCAGCAGCCACAGCGAACAGCCAAAGUCGAGGAAAAGCUGGCAAAUGCAGUAUUAAUUGCACCUACAGCCACAGCAGCAGCAGCACCAACAACAAUCGCAACGGCAACAACAGCACGUGCAACAACAAUACUAAACAACAGCAACACGCCACUCCCAUGCCGCCCCUAGCUAAUGCCAACAAAGCGCCGUUAAUUGUGAUUAAGACAGUCACAUCUGCAGCAGCAGCAGCAGCAGCAGCAGCAGCAACAGCAACAGCAACAGCAACAGCAACAACUGCAUCCACCGGCACGGCAGCAACAUCUGCUGCUGGUUCGCCCAAUAAGCGUCGCAAGAAUCCCCUAUCGCCGCUGCAUCUUGGCAGCCACCAGUCCACCAUUGCUCCUCCGCAGGCCAUUGCCAGUCCGCUUCUCAGCGGCGGCGGCGGCAGCUGCUCCUCCUCGACCACCUCGCCCCAAUCCUCGCCAGCGGUUCGCACCACGAAGGCAAGUCGCCUUCGCGCCGCCGCGCUUGAUAAAAAGAAGGAAGAGGAGCAGCGCCAGCGAUACAGUUCACCCGUUUCACCGAGAUCAUCCAGCAACGGUGGAGCACUGACCCAUCGUCGACUCAGCAGCUCGGAACUAUCGCCCAAGUCGCCAGGUGCCAGUGGUUGCACCUCGGAACCAGCUGCUUCAGCCAAUCCGAGCAGAAUCCCUGCGAGAUCUGCCUCCCAACCGGUGGACACACUGCCCACCCAAAGACGCCAACCUCUGGUGGCCGUGGGCUCCGGCAUCUCCAUGAAGCAGAAUCUCAGCGAAUUGCACUUCACGGGCGGAGCAAUGAGUCCGCCCAAGGCCACCGCGGAAUGCACUCUCCGGAUGCGACCACGUACGUCCACAAUGAGCACGGAAAAUGCGGAGAAUGGACGACGUGACCACUUGGCCAAUCUGCAACUGAGUCCCGUGCAAAAGCACAAAAGAACGCCCGAGGUAUCACCGCGUCGUUUGGGAGAUCGCGACAAGUCGGCCAAACGGAAAUCGAAUUUAAAUCGUUCGUUGACCGAGGAAGCCACCAAGGAUGGCGAUGAAGUGGCCUCAUUAACUCGUAGACGACGACGUCGCGAAUUGGGCAUGGCCCGUCCUUUGGUUCCUGGCGAUGAUGAAGCUCUAAGGGAUUUGCUGCAAACACCGCCAAAGAGUUCCUGCAGUGAGUCAACCUCUGUUUCGGACAACUAUCGUCAGUUUAUGCCGGCUACCGGACGACAUCCAGAGGUGCCAGUGCGCACCAUGACUGCCGUUUUGCCCGCUCCACGACCUCUGCAUGCCCCCGUGGCCCGGAGUGUCACCCAGAAGUUUAACGAAAGGACCAAAACCGAUCUGGCCGAGAUCAAGAAGAUUGCCGAGCAAUCCGAGGUGCAGCAGCAGCAGCAGCAGCUUCCUUUAACGGAUGAGGGCCAGAAAAUGUCAGCCAUAAUGCGCCGGAAGAGCACGGAUGAGGGUGGCCUGCCCAUCCAGAAUUCACCACCUGCACCCAAUCAAAUUGUAUCUAUAUUGAAGAAAAAAGAGCACGGCCUGGGUGAUUGCAACUCCAGUGCCUCGAGCAAUCCUUCGCCCGUGACCUUCUCCUCCAGUGUGAUAGAUCAUCCGCUGGCAGGAGCUGGUCGCUGCAAAAGGCAGGGUAUCCUUAAGAAAAGAUCCAGCCUGGAUGAGUCACGCUACUACUCACGGUCCCACUCACCCGACGAACGUAGCAUACUGAUCAAGUCGGCCAGAAGGAAUUCCCUAGAGGAAGCGGGCACUGGCUUGAGUCCAGCUCAGGCCCAUGGCAUACUCAAGCAGAGCAGCUACGACAGCAGCAAGAGCGAUGGAUGUCCAUCGGCCACGGAAAGUCAGCCGCAUAGUAUACUAAAGAAAAAGGAUUCGCUAUCCACGCCAUCGGAUGGCGGAUGCCACAAGCAUGUCUCGAUUUCGCAAGCUGUGACCUUGGCCGCCGCCGAACUGGCCGCCCAUGAUGGCAUUACCUACGAAGAUGGUGAAGAGCAUGAGAUACGACCCAUUCUGAAGCAGGAGAGCACCUCCAGCGAGGAGGCAGUGCGUCCGCCCAAGCCCAUACUCAAGAAGAAGUCCUUUGGCGAGGCAGAUGAACACGAAAUACGUCCCAUAUUGAAGAGUUCCCGCAAGAGCAGUCGCGAGGAGUUCGAUUUGAGUGGUUUGGAGCACGAGAUGAGUGAUAACCUAUCCUCAAUCCUGAAGACAGACUCGCCUUCCAAGCGGCGUUCCUUAGGUUCCACCUCGCAUGAUGUGAGUGUGGAUGACACCAACUCAUCACCUAGUUUGCUUAAAAGACGCACUCGCUCGCUGGAACGUCAGGAUGUGCAGCCUGGCAUGGAUUUGGCAGCCGCACUGGAUGCUAUUGCCAACUCGCAGGCGGCUGCGCCCAGCACACCGGUGGAUUUUGUGACCACACCGUCGAGCAUUUCGGUGGCGGAGCGCAUCAAGCGCAUGGAGAUGCUGUCCACGCCCACUUCCCGUGCACCGGGCGGGGCCAACAGCAGCUGGGAGUCACCCUUGGAGCAGGGAAGUCCUGCCACGCCAAGAGUCCUCAAGCCCAGUGUCUUGCGCAGGGAUUUGCAGAGGGAGCGGUACAAGACACAGCCCGUGACCAACGAGGAGAUGAGCUUCUUUAAAGCCAACUCCGCGCCUUUCGACAUCUCGGCCACGUCGGCAUUCAAGCCCACCAAACCGCUGGACAUCCGUUUGAGAAACGCACCGCAACCACCGUUGAUUUCGCCAAUCACAGGACAACCACUCAGCCACGUGCCGGCACCACUGCUGCUAUCCUCGUCGACGAAUUCGGGAGCAGGAACCUCCUUCCGGCUGGCCCGCAGCUCCACCCAACCGCUUCAGUCGCCACGCGUUGUCCAUUUGGCCGGUCAGGCUACUACUGGUGGCCAACUAUCACCGCAAUCCUCGCUGCUGGCACGCCAGAAUUCAGUGAACGACAGCGUCAAUCUCAGCGAACAACUGACCCUAUCCAUUGGCACGGACAGUGAGCACAUCUUCGAGAUGUCCGCCCUGGAGGAGGAUUCCGCCAUUCAAUCGCUGAGCGAUGAGACAGCCGCUUCCGGAUCGGGAAACUCGACCUCGACAGCCACCACUGCAUCCACCACCGCAUCCAACGCCACACCACCGAGUGGCUUAACGCGGAGCAAUAGCGUUCGAGCCAGGGCCAAUAUGUUCCAGCAAUUGCAGGAACAGUCGCGCAAUCAACGAGCAACGGGAGCCUCCCGUCAAUCUCCACCAGCAUCGGCAGAGGUUUCAUCAACUGCAGUCGACAAUUCCAUGCAAAGUGAUGAGCUCGCCACGCCAAAUGCAACAAUGGAUGCGGAAUUUGGAAAACCCAGCGCUGAACCACUUAAGAGCAUUCUUAAGACGGGAAAACCUAUGCUGGGCAUGGGUCGCGGCCUAAUGCCCGUGGAUCUCAAUGCCGAGCUAAAGAAUCGCCUCAAACGCUCCACUCAUGCCACCGUUUCCAAUCUCCGUAAAUCUGCCACCACGGCAGAUGCCACUCGAGGAGCUAGUGAUGAGGUGGACAAUCCGCAACGGAAUUUAGCCCAGAUCUUGAGGAACGUCUCCAAGGAGAACUCCACGCCGCCGAAACACGAUGAUGCGGUGAGUCUGGUGAGGAAUCUCUCCACCUUGGGACAACCUCGAUCGACGGCGGCAGCCAGUGAAGAUGCAGUCGGGAAUUUAGCCUCGGCAUCGGAGGGCGAAAGUUCGGGGGGUCGUGAAAUCGAGGCAAUUAUCAAAAAUAGUGCUGUGGCCCGACGUCGCCGGCAGCAACAGCAAUCGCAGCAGCAGCAACAUCAGCCAGAUGGCAAUCUCGUUGCGAAAAGCAAAAGUCACUCGGGCAUCGCAGCAGCACCCCUCGGCCUUGGCCCCCAGCUACCACCCCUUCCCAUUGGCGGCGGCUUCGUGAAGUUGCGUCAUGUAGCCAAGGAGGAGGAUCCAACCACCACCAGCAGCAGCAGCAGCAGCACUUCCUCCUCGAAGGAGUCGCCAGAUAAGCAAAAGGAUCAGGAGCAGGCAGAAGCGUCAGGAGACUCUUCGAAUCCAACGGCUCUGCCACAGUUUCUUCAAGGCGUCCAACGAUCAGCAACCGAGGUCAUGGGCCCCGAUCAGCGGUCUCUGGUGAUCGCGAAGACCGGCUCCAUUGCGGAGCGAUUGGCGGCGCUGCACAAAAGUGGCGAGGACGAUUGGAAAAAGCGCAUAUCGUCGAAGCGCGAUGAAGUCGACGAUGUGCACCGUGAAAACUUUGUAAACGAAUCGCUAUCUUUGGCCCACUCGCUGUCGGACAAGCCACUGCCCCCCUCGCCAUUGAUUUCCAUACCCAGCAGUUUGGAGGGCGGCAAGGUCUCCGAUCGUUUGAGCAAACUCAAGUGCAACUCGGAGAACUGGAAGCAGCGCAUUGAGCAAACCGAUGCCAAGAAGUUCACAGUCGCUGGCCGACUGCAAAAGAAGGCCCAAUCCCCCGUGGAGCUGCAAUUCGAACGCUCCGCCAAUGAUGCGGCCAAAAAGUGUCCCAUGCUGGAGGUGCGCAGUGCCAAUCAGCCGCAACUCGGUCUGGCCAAGAGCCCCUCCAUGAUGGUCACUUCGGGUAACAGCAACAAGAGCGCCGCACUGCGAAGCUUGAGUGUGAAUCCCGAGGAGGAGGUGCCCGCCAGCCUGAGUCGCUCCAACAGCAGCAGCUCGGAUUCUUCGGACGGCGAACGCAGUGCACCGCAGAAUGCCAAGCAAAAUAAGGAGCUGGCUAACAACAAGAGUGCCGCUGCUCCCACCAAUGUGGGCGCCAGGAUCCAGGUGCCGCGGCUGGACGACAAGGAGACCUUCGAGAACUUCUUCGCCUCGAAGCCCAAGAAGGAGGAGGCCGAGGCCGGAGGUGUGCAGCUGGAGAUCAGCGCCUUCGACGACAUCAAGCCCACAGAGCGCCUGGUGAGCAAGCGCCACGUGCAGGGUCCCAAGGGACGUCGGGCCGCACGCAAUCCUCUCAAGAGUUUGGCUGCCCGCGAGGACAUCACCUCGGAGUACACGGAAAUGCGGACUGGGAUGGCCGAGCGGGAGCUGCGACGCCUCAAGCUGGAGUCAUAUGGCCAUAAUGCCAACCUGGCUGCCGAGGCCAUUGCCGGACUGGCCUCCAUUGAGGACUUCAAGUCGGUGGCCCUGCGCUCCUCGGCGAUUCCCCUGCAGCAGAUGUGGCUGCCGCACAAGCCGCUGAUGCUGCUCCAUGUCAAGGGAAGGACCCAUGUCCAGACGCGUCUAGUGGACCCUGUUUACACCUCCCUGAAUCGAGGUGAUUGCUUCAUCCUGGUAGCCGGAUCCCAGCUUUUCCGCUACGUUGGCUCCUUUGCCAACGUAAUUGAGAUCUCGCGCAGCAAGAAGAUCUGCGCUGCCAUAGUGGAGAACAAGGAUUUGGGUUGCACGGCUGCCCAGGAGGUGAUCCUCACCGAUGGCAAGUACUUGAAGGAGCGCCAGUGGCGUCAAUUUUGGCAGCUGCUGGGCAAAAAAGAGGAUGACCCCGCGGAAAUAGCCGAAUGCGGUCAUGCGGAUGAGGACGAUGUGUUCGAGAGCAGUCUGAUUGAGACCAACAAGAUCUACGAGUACCAGGACGAGGCCCUCGUGCCGCUCGACAAGUUCUGGGGCUGCAUACCCAAGGUGGACAUGCUGGACACGCGAAAGGUGCUCGUCUUCGACUUUGGCAGCGAGCUGUAUGUGUGGAACGGCAAGAAUGCCCCUUCGGAUGCCAAAAGAGCAGCCAUGCGACUGGCCCAGGAGCACUUUUCAGCCGAGAAUUCAGCGGACUAUGCCGAUUGCUACCUGAAUCCCCUCAACUAUGCAGCCAUAGUGGGUCGUCGUGAGCACAACAAGUAUGCCAAGAGAUGCCCUCAACGUCCGGAAUGGUGUGUGCUGGGCAAGAUCACCCAGAACAUGGAGACGGUGCUGUUCAAGGAGAAGUUCAGCGACUGGCCGGAGCUGGAGAGGGAGGAUCUGGAGAAGGAUUACCUCUCCAAUGGUGUGCACAUAGUGCGCUCCCUGAACGGCAGCGCUUUGCACAAGGGCGAACCCUACCAGGAACCGAAUCUGGUGCUGGAGCAGGCCAAUCUGGGUCGCGGCAACUUCUACUACGACACGGACACCAUGCGGCACUUUGAUGUCAUAACCAAAUCCACGGACAAGUGGCAAAUACACGAGUUCAACUUUGAUGCGGAGACCAAGCGGGAGGACUAUGGCCACUUCUACUCCGCCGAGAGCUAUAUAGUGCGCUGGAUCUACCAGAUUUCGGUCACGGUGCGAGAGCUGAGUGGCAAGGUGUCGAACAGGAGCACAGUGGGACGCGACAGGUGUGUGUACUUCACGUGGCAGGGCCAGGACUCGAGUGCCAACGAGAAGGGAGCCGCUGCUCUGCUCACCGUGGAGCUGGACAAGGAGAAGGGCGCCCAGAUGCGUGUUUCGCAGGGGGAUGAGUGCACGGCCUUCGUGCGCCUGUUCCGGCAAAUGUGGCAGCAUCGUGGCCGCAAGGAGCAGUGCCUGGAGCGACGCAGCCAGUGGCGACUCUACCAACUGCAGGGCAAUGUCCAGGAGGAGGUGCUCUUGAAGGAGGUGGACUGCCAGUCCAGUCAGUUGCGAUCUCGCAGCUCCAUGCUGCUAGUACAUGGCAGUCAGGGCAGUGUCAUGGUCUGGCAUGGAUCAAAGAGUGCCCCGCACACACGAAAGGUGGCCCUGGAGGCGGCCCAGGAUCUGGUCAAGCAGUUGCCAAAGGAUCUCUUCACCAGCGAAUCGGCCAGCUUGAGUGAAACAGAGGAAGGUUCCGAGGAGGAGCAAUGCCAAAGAGCCCUGGGCUUAAAAGAGCAUAGAGAUGCCUAUGGCAGCCUCCUCAAAGCCACCGCCAAGUCAUUCGAUUACCAAAUAAGGCUCUUCAACUUCUCCAGCACCCAGGGCGUGUUCCAGGCUCUCGAACUGAGCGAUCCCCUGCGCUGUCAGGAUCUGCACAGUCCGUAUCCUUUCAGUCAGGCCCAGCUGUACAAUGCCAGGCAGCCCACCAUCUUCCUCCUGGACGAUGGCGACGAGCUGUGGCUCUGGAUGGGCUGGUGGCCCCUGGAGGAUGUUAAGUUAAAUACCGAUGAGCGAAGCAGUCCCACGAACGACAACCGGGCUGGAGUAAAUCGCUGGAUCUCAGAGAGACGCGCUGCCCUCGAGACAGCCGUCGACUAUUGGCGUGCCAAGCACGGCGAGAGCGAGGAGCCCUUCCAUGGGGUCAAGGGUCAGGUGGUGUGGGCCGGCCUGGAGCCGCUGGCCUUCAAGGCACUGUUUCCCGACUGGACAGACCGUUCGGACGUGAGGGAAAUCAACGAGGAGGAUGGACGAACGGAUGAGCCCAUGAGCAUCGGCACAAUGCUGGCACAAAUGACACAGACCGAGUAUCCGCUGGAGGUGCUGAAGGCGCGUCCCUUGCCGGAGGGAGUGGAGCCCACGCGACUGGAGGUCUACCUCAAUGCCGAGGACUUUCAGGUGGCACUGGGCUGCAGCCGAGCGGAAUUCGAGCAGCUGCCCAUCUGGAAGCAGACCAAGCUGAAGAAGGAGCGUGGGCUCUUCUAGGAGAGAGGCACAAUGCAACUUUAUAGACUUGAACACAAUUACAAUCGCAAUCGCAAUCACAACUAAACACAAAUACAAACGAAUCACUUUUCUAAGCACUUUUUGUAGGCGGCGAUGCUUUUGCAACGGACACAAAACACAGACACAGACAGAUCUGAACUUUCGUAUUCUAUAGGCCUAUAUAGUAUAGCAUAUACACACGUGCGCAUAUCCCCAUGUACUCUCUAUUUUACACACAUUACAUAGCCUUUAUAUAUGUAACGACUAUUAUACAAGUGCACGAUGCCAGGCAAUAAAUUUCAACUCGCUUCAUUCGAUUGCUGUUUCGGAUGGCGGAUAGUUUGGAGCUUUCGAUUUUACCUGUACAUAAGAUUAAGUUGAGUUAUUUUAUUAUUAUUUUAUUUUAUAUCGAUUUAACGAAAUUGCAUUUGUUCAAUCUCUGCAAAAGCCAAAAAAAAAAAGGAAAAAGAAACUCAACGAGCUCUCUCGUUAUUUAAUUGUUUUCAACUCUAAAUCAUUUUAGUGCUAGCUUUAUUUUCCUAAUUUUAUAACUAUGUAUUUGUGUUUUAUUAUGUUUAAAACUAUUGCUUAUAUUUAAUUUUUAUUAAAUAAAAUUUUAUUGUAUAUCAA
Messenger RNA from Drosophila gunungcola (fruit fly), 15112 nucleotides. It is a transcript of the gene Svil, whose product is annotated as supervillin. The coding region runs from base 791 to 14482 and encodes 4563 amino acids. The transcript has 19 exons. The record is from RefSeq and is a predicted model, not a curated record. Gene Ontology annotation, cellular component: actin cytoskeleton; cytoplasm. NCBI's taxonomy places the organism in Eukaryota, Metazoa, Arthropoda, Insecta, Diptera, Drosophilidae. Gene Ontology annotation, molecular function: phosphatidylinositol-4,5-bisphosphate binding; actin filament binding. Gene Ontology annotation, biological process: cytoskeleton organization; actin filament severing; actin polymerization or depolymerization.